Molecule: messenger RNA, 718 nt
Organism: Candidula unifasciata
Lineage: Eukaryota; Metazoa; Mollusca; Gastropoda; Stylommatophora; Geomitridae
Source: the annotation of a GenBank genome assembly
AUGACUGACGAUGUUUCGACUAUAGUGACGAAUCUCGUCACGGCUAUCGACACAGAAAGAACAGAUGUAAUUUGUUCAGUUUUGUCGGAAUUGAAAAAAUAUACACAUGACCCGGAAAUUCUGCCCAAAGUCCUGAAUGGGCUGCAUACUCCUCAUGGAACACUGCUGCACUAUGCUACAAAGCAUGGCAAGGUGGACAAAGUGAGAGCUUUACUGGCUGGAGGAGCAGAUCCAGGAGUACAGAACAAGGAGGGACUGCUGCCAUUGGACUUGGCUACAGAUCAGAUCAGAACUGUUUACAAUGAAGAGCUUCUGAAGGCAACUGCUCAGUCAAAUUUAGGCCGUGUUUGUCAGCUGUUGGCGGCUGGAGUCAGCAUCAAGUUGACAGACAGCCCAGAGAUGUUGAACACUCCAUUACACUGGGCUGUUUGCCAUGGAAACAGAGAUAUGGUUCAGUGUUUAUGUGCCCGUGGAGCCGACUUGAAUGUGUACAAUGCAAGAGGUCUGACUCCACUUCAUGAGGCCGUUAAGAGAGGCGACGCAGGCAUUGUAGAAGAACUCCUUAAUUAUGGGGCUAACAUUGACCUUCAAGUUACCACAGGAGAAAAUGUGGGACAGACAGCUAUGGAUCUAGCUGAAGGACAUGAGUCACUGUUACAAGUCUUGCGGGCUCCUAGACAUCUUCUGGAGCCUGUCAGCAAAAUCACCCAUGACUUUG